This is a messenger RNA of Thamnophis elegans (Western terrestrial garter snake), 1794 nucleotides long. RefSeq names its product calcium/calmodulin dependent protein kinase IG (gene CAMK1G). Gene Ontology annotation, cellular component: intracellular anatomical structure. The record is from RefSeq and is a predicted model, not a curated record. NCBI's taxonomy places the organism in Eukaryota, Metazoa, Chordata, Lepidosauria, Squamata, Natricidae. Gene Ontology annotation, molecular function: calmodulin binding; ATP binding; calcium/calmodulin-dependent protein kinase activity. Gene Ontology annotation, biological process: peptidyl-serine phosphorylation. The coding region runs from base 132 to 1550 and encodes 472 amino acids. The transcript has 13 exons.
UCCCUCCCCUUUAAUCUUGGUUUAUUGUUAGCAUUAAUCCCUCUAGACCUGUAGGAGCUGAACAGGCAAGUCAGAGAAGAGAAGUUCCUUCGUUUUGGUCUGGGGAAAUUUCAGCUUUAACUCUGGAGAAGAUGGGUUGCAAACAAGAGGAUGAUGGCACUUCCUGGAAGAAACCGACUGCCAACAUCAGAAAAACAUUUGUUUUCAUGGAAAUACUUGGAUCAGGAGCCUUUUCAGAAGUUUUCCUGGUGAAGCAUAGAAUCACUGGCAAGCUUUUUGCUUUGAAGUGCAUUAAAAAGUCACCAGUCACCCAGGAGAGCAACCUGGAGAAUGAAAUAGCUGUUCUGAAGAAAAUAAAGCAUGACAACAUAGUAACACUUGAAGACAUUUAUGAAAGCACAACUCACUAUUAUCUGGUAAUGCAACUAGUGUCUGGAGGAGAAUUAUUUGACCGUAUUUUAGAACGAGGUGUUUACACUGAAAAGGAUGCUAGUAUUGUAAUUCAGCAAGUCCUGGAAGCAGUACAUUAUCUUCAUGAAAAUGGGAUAGUACAUCGAGAUCUAAAGCCUGAAAAUUUACUCUACUUAACUCCAGAAGAGGACUCCAAAAUUAUGAUAACAGAUUUUGGUUUGUCUAAAAUGGAACAGAAUGGCAUCAUGUCUACAGCAUGUGGAACUCCAGGAUAUGUUGCUCCAGAAGUGUUAGAACAAAAGCCAUACAGUAAAGCUGUGGAUUGCUGGUCAAUUGGAGUUAUUACCUACAUUCUCCUGUGUGGAUACCCUCCUUUCUAUGAAGAAACUGAGUCAAAAUUGUUUGAGAAGAUCAGAGAAGGAUACUACGAAUUUGACUCUCCAUUUUGGGAUGAUAUCUCUGAAUCAGCCAAAGAUUUCAUUUCUCAUUUACUCGAGAAGGAUCCAAAUAAGAGAUUUACCUGUGAGAAAGCCCUCAGGCAUCCCUGGAUUGAUGGAAACACAGCUCUCUACUGUGACAUCUAUCCAUCUGUCAGUGUACAGAUCCAAAAAAACUUUGCAAAAAGCAGGUGGAAGCAAGCCUUCAAUGCUGCAGCUGUGGUCCAUCAUAUGAAGAAACUGCACAUGAAUGGUCAUCAUGCAGAGGACAAUGUCAAAAGCCAAGUGCAAGUACAAAUUACAUCAACGCCUAAUACAUCAUCCAUUACUUAUAAGGAACAAUUAAGUCAAGAAACCAAAAAUUUGAUCCCUGUAAUAUCCUAUCAGAAUACUUCAGAUCUUCAUGGCCUACAUGCCAAGAAGACAGAAAGCAAAUAUUUAGAUAACCCGGAGAGCACAUCAGUCCAUAUGACUUCUGUAACUACAACAGACAGCCAGAGCCAUCAAAGCAGACCUUCAGUUAGCUGUACUCCAGAAGGUGGGAGGCGAGACAAAGUGAAGGCGACUUUUUGCUCAGAAGCAGUACUCAUAAAAAGAGAUGCCAAGACACAUCACUUCAACUCAGAAGUCCUUGUUCCAGUAAAAGCCACUAAUCACACCUAUUUUGGCAGUGGUCAAACUGGUGUUUGCUUGGUAAUGUGAUUGGAAAAAAACCUACCAUAUGUACAAAACAUAUACCUUUACAGAAGGGCUGCUUGAUAUUCCUAUUGAAAACUGACCAUCAAAUGUCAACCAAGCAGAAAGGGAAGGCCUGUCUUCAACAAUGCCAUGGAGGACUGUGUUCCUAGAUGCCCACAGCAGAUACUUUCUAUAAAGCACAUCCAUAGAACUGAAGAGUUCAUAUGGUUCAACUAUCUUGAAAUAUUAGAGGGUUGUUUCAUAUAAA